Messenger RNA from Ailuropoda melanoleuca (giant panda), 2579 nucleotides. It is a transcript of the gene PADI6, whose product is annotated as peptidyl arginine deiminase 6. NCBI's taxonomy places the organism in Eukaryota, Metazoa, Chordata, Mammalia, Carnivora, Ursidae. The coding region runs from base 680 to 2359 and encodes 559 amino acids. Gene Ontology annotation, cellular component: nucleus; cytoplasm. Gene Ontology annotation, molecular function: calcium ion binding; protein-arginine deiminase activity. The transcript is spliced from 14 exons. The record is from RefSeq and is a predicted model, not a curated record.
AGGAUAUCUGAUAGUGUCUCCUCAGAUCAGAGCCUUCGGGUGCUUCUAUAUACUUGGAUUAAAGCUCAUGUACCUUUAACCCACAAAAGCUACGUGAGCUGGUCUACGAGCUCUGCCCCGUGGCCUGUUUCUCUCCUUUCCAUGCUCAUUCUGCUCUGGGCACGCUGGCCUCUGGACCCUUGACCUUGUCCCCUUGCACUUCCUGUUCUAAUGGCUUUUACCCCAAAUAUUAACACCAGUCACUUUUUUUGCCUCCUUCCGGCCUCUGUUCAUAUCGCAACUCUCUAGCAGACUCCUCUGGUCAUCUGAAAUGGAAACGGCCCUCCCCCUCCCCUUCCUUGUUUCCCAUGGCACUUUUACCAUUGGACACGAUGUGCAUUUUACUUAUUUCUUUACCCCUCGCCACUGCUGGGUGUGUGUGUGCUCACACACUCCUCCCUAAGGUUGAAGACCGGGCCUGUCUCGCAUUCUGCCGUAUCCCUGGGACGCCAGCUGUACCUGGUUCACAGCAGGGAUCCUGUCCCUGGUUCACAGCAGGGAUCCUGUCCCUGAGCAUCCAUACAGGUGCUCAGUACAUGCGCGACUGUGGUCUGUUCUCCUGGCCCUGGUGUUCCCGUUGGGACAGAGCACAUCAGUGGUCUCCCUGGACGUGGACAUCUACCGCAGUGGACAGGUCGAGAUGGCGAGUGACAAGCAGGCGAAGAAAAAAUGGGUCUGGGGUCCCAGCGGUUGGGGUGCCAUUCUGCUUGUGAACUGCAGCCCUGCUGACAAGGGCCAGAUUGUAGACAAGACCACGAAGGUGUUCUUUCCAGAGGAAAUAAAGAGCCUGUCCCAGAUGACCUUGAACGUUCAAGGGCCCGGCGACACUUUAAAGAAAUACCGACUGGUUCUCCACACCUCCAAGGAGGAGGCCGAGAAGGCCAGAGUCUACUGGCCCCAAAGAAACAGCUCGAGCACCUUCGAGAUGCUGCUGGGGCCUGGCCGGCACGCCUAUACAUUCGCCCCCCUGGAGGACCCCCUGAAGGAAACCUUCUACGUUGAAGCUGUGGAGUUCCCGUCUGCCGACUUCUCAGGCCUCAUCUCCUACUCGGUCUCCCUGGUGGAAGAAUCACAAGACCCGUCAGUUCCAGAGACCCUGGUGUACAAAGACACAGUAGUGUUCCGGGUGGCCCCUUGCAUCUUUACUCCCAGCACCCAGAUGCCUCUAGAGGUCUACCUGUGCAGAGAGCUGCAGGUCCAGGGUUUCGUGAACACGGUGAUGGAGCUGAGCGAGAAGAGUAACAGCCAGGUGGCUUCUGUCUAUGAAGACCCCAACCGCCUGGGCAGGUGGCUCCAGGAUGAGAUGGCCUUCUGUUACACCCAGGCUCCCCACAAGACGCUUUCCUUGGUCCUCGACACCCCUCGGGUCCUCAUGCUGGACGACAUCCCCAUGAAAUACUCCUUGAGCCCAGGGGUUGGCUACAUGAUCCAAGGCACCAAGGACCACAGGGUGGCCAGCAUGGACUCCAUUGGGAACCUGAUGGUGUCCCCACCUGUCCAAGUGGAAGGGAAAGAGUACCCCCUAGGCAGGAUCCUCACUGGCAGCUGCUUUUACCCCAGCAAGGAGGGCCGAGACAUGGGUAAGGCCCUCCGGGACUUCCUGUAUGCCCAACGAGUCCAGGCCCCAGUGGAGCUCUUCUCGGACUGGCUGAUGGUCGGUCACGUGAAUGAGUUCAUGUGCUUCGUCCCCACGCAGGACAAGAGUCAAGGUGACAAGGGCUUCCGGUUGCUCCUGGCCAGCCCCAGCGCCUGCUACAGACUGUUCGAGAAGAAACAGAAGGAGGGCUAUGGAGACAUGACUCUGUUUGAAGAGGUCCAGGAGGACCAACUCCUGUCUACCGGGCGGGAGGCCAACAGCAUCAGUCAACUUCUGGCUGAUGAAAACAUGAGGAAGCAAAACGACUAUGUAGAGAAGUGCAUUAACCUGAACCGCGCCAUCCUGAAGAAGGAGCUGGGCCUGGUGGAGAGGGACAUCAUUGACCUCCCGCAGCUCUUCUGCUUGGAGCAGCUGACGAACGUCCCCUCCAACGAGCAGAUGGCGAAACUGUUCGCAAGGCCCUACUUCCCUAACCUGCUGCAGAUGAUUGUGAUGGGCAAGCACCUGGGCAUCCCUAAGCCCUUUGGGCCCCAGGUCAAGGGCACCUGCUGCCUGGAGGAGGAGAUCUGCCAGUUGCUAGAGCCCCUGGGCUUCCAGUGUAGCUUCAUUGAGGACUUCGACUGCUACCUGACUGAAAUCGGGGACUUCUGCGCCUGUGCCAACGUCCGCCGGGUGCCCUUUGCCUUCAAAUGGUGGAGGAUGGUGCCCGAGCCCCAGGCCUAGCCCUGCCCCGGCGUCAACGGCCCACUCCUCGCCCUUCCACAGCAUUCCGAUGCCUUCCCUGUCCGGAGAGCAACACCCCCCUUUCUCACGCCGGCCACCCCUGUCGCUCAGUGUCCUGACGGGGUGGCAGACGCUGCCAGCUCGAGCCCCCUCGGCGGACGGUCUGCAGCUGAGAAGCAGUUCCUCAUUCUCCAUUAAAGUUCUAGCUGUUCUAAAUGCG